UAUUGCUAUUUUAUUUGCAGAAGUAGAAUAUUUAUUCAUACUGAGUUUGUGGUUCAAACUUGAAGCAAAACAUAAAUGGCUGCCGAAAAGCAGGGAAUGUAUCCUCCCGCGGGAGAAAAUCCGCCAGCCUAUCCUGGUGGACCAGGACCUGCCGCGCCGGGACCGCAACAGCCGCCUCCAGGUGGGUACGCUGCACCCCCUCCAGGUGGUUACGUUGCACCGCCCCCGGGUGCCUAUCCUCCUGGCCAAGGACCACCGUAUCAGACACAAUACAACGCACCCCCAGGAUCAGUGCCACCCCCAGGCUCAGUGCCACCCCCAGGAGGUUAUAUUGUUGGACAACCCGUUGUGGUCGGACAACCAAUGGGUCAACAAGUUGUGAUUGUUCAGCAACAUAUGUUCAGGCAAUCUCCUGUCAACACAGUAUGCCCACACUGCUCUCAGAAUAUAAUUACCAGUACGAACGCCGAAGCUGGAGGUUUGACUUGGUUAUUGUGUGCUGGAAUAUGUCUGUUUGGUUUUUGGCUUGGCUGUUGCCUCAUUCCGUUCUGUAUCGAUGAUUGUCAAGACAUACGCCACUCCUGUCCCAACUGCAAGAAUACUAUUCACGUGUUCAGAAGGCUUUGAAGCGUGACGAAAACAAGGCCGGAGUAAACCACCUGAAGUCUGUGUCAACCGGUUCAAAUUUUAAGAGCUACGUAUAACUGUAAAUAUUAUACUGAUGCGGUAAUUCCGUCUCAAGAACACUUAUGCCCUUGGCAAAGGCAGAGCAUUUUCCAGAUCGUUUUGUGGAUGGAUAGUGCGAUUCACCAAUCACAUAAAAUUAAUUUUUAGAGACCAUUGUUACAUACACAUAUUGUCAUAUUAACCCUACAAAUCGUGCAUAUCAAUUUUUAUUUCAUUAGCACGGUCCAAUACGAUGAAUCCAGUUUUAUUUACUUUAACUACUUGGGAUACAGUGAGAAAACUUUCCGACAACAAAGAUAUUAUAUAACUCGUACACAUAAAAUGAUUCCUUUUUCGAUAACACAAUUGAUAAGCAGUUUGGAGUGUCCUGCUAGCGUUAUUUUGCCUAUAUACAUAUAGUAAACAUUCAUCAUCGUGGCGCGAUUUCGGAUUUCUAUUUUCCAUUUGCCUUCUUUUGUUUGAUCAAUACAGAACGGUCAAUUUUUGUAAGCAAUCUAAGUUUACUUCAUGUCUAUUUUUAUCACUUUUGAUAAAUAUUUUAAAUCAUGCUUUGUUACUGAGCCUUUCGGAGAAUUUUGUAAAUAUACUGCCACAGUGCCCAUUGCUGUUCAUAGACUUAGUAUUUCAAUAAUAAAACGUCUUUCUUAAUCAAGAGAAAUAAAUGAUAACAUUUCACUUACACUGUUGAAAAAUAUUUGCUAACUUGACGUGCAUAUGUACUAAAUUGUUUGAUUAUAAAAAAGCUCUGAAAACAAAAAUGCAUUUUGAUGGAAAAAAAACUGGAUAAAGUCAUCAAAUUGUUUAUAUAUGGCAAAAUAUAAUUUUGUCUUAUUUUAGUUCAUUUUAUUGCAUAAUAAUUUCGUGUUUUAGUUAGGCAUUCAUUGUCUAUCAUUUUAAUCAUGAUAUAUUUUGACAUCUGCAUCAUUUACUGUUACAAUAAGAAGGUCGAUUUUCAUACAUUCAAUUCAAAUAGACAUUAUAAAUUUAAUGAUCUUAAAUUGAAUUAUUGUUAUUUAAUUUCAACCUUAUUCGCGAAUAGUUAGCUUUAAUUAGUUCGAAUCAUACCACAAAUCUAUUAACACUAUCUAAAAAAAUGGAAUGUCACUUUCAUACCCAACUAAUUGUGAUCUUUUAUUGCUAAAUUGUUUUUAUGUUUUUUCUUCAUCAAGCAUGAGUUAUUAAAUAAAUGCCGUUUUAGGGGAUUGGAAUAUACAAAUGACAGAAUAACUAGGCUGUAAUAAAUUUAGCUGAUACUUAACGGAAAGACUCUUUUCACGCUCAUUAUGCCUCCUAUUUGGCUACUAUUCAUUCUCUUUGUAGCGGAGGUAUAUGCCCUUAAAAGAAAAUCUAAGAUUUGGGUAUGAAAAUUUCAUGUCUUACAUAUCGGCUUGAUAUAUGUUGAUUAUCUGGAAUUUGAAUUGUGUCGCAUAAUUGAUUUUCAUCCAUGCUAUUUUCGGAUUGGAUCAGAUUGAACUCAUGCUUGUUGGGGAAAGAACUAAUGACAUCAUUUUAACUAGAUAUUAAACAAUAUUGCAUAAACGUGUUUUUUUUUUCAAAAAAGUAAAGAUAAAGCUUCAUUAAACUUU
Molecule: messenger RNA, 2273 nt
Organism: Styela clava
Lineage: Eukaryota; Metazoa; Chordata; Ascidiacea; Stolidobranchia; Styelidae
Cellular component (GO): cytoplasmic side of late endosome membrane; nucleus; cytoplasmic side of lysosomal membrane
Molecular function (GO): zinc ion binding
Source: RefSeq, a predicted model, not a curated record